CGUUAUCCUUUAAGCCUCCUUCAGCUAACACAACAACAUUUUUUGCACUUAAUGACGCUUAAUUUCAUUUCUCAUCGGGUCCUUGGGGGGAUUAUUCAGUGAUAUAAAACAAUCUGCAGCUGAUGCCAGCCUAAAGUCUCCCUCCUAUGAGUGAAGUCAUCUAUUAUUGAGCGAAAGGCCGUGCGUGGAAAUAUGUGUAAGACGGUGGAUUUGAAGUAGAAUUGGUUGCAAUCGAUCAAGGGUGAAGAAUAUUGCUGAUGGUAACAAAAGAAGCAGCUAUGUCUUUCUCGCAGUUUGGAUACCCUUACAAUGCAACUUCACAGUUUUUCGUGUCGGCAAACCCCAGUACGACUUGCUGCGAUUCGAUUUCCAGGUCGGUCUCUGACGGGACAGGCGGCUCCCAGACAGCCGCUGCUGCCGCCGCUGCUGCCUCCUUCUGCUGCCCGUCCUACGAAAACCGGCUCCUGGCGAGCAGCCGGACGGAGCUGAACGCAGCGCUGGGGAUGUACAGCUCUCCCUAUGCCGCAGCGGCCGCCGCCAGCCAGAACUACGCCAACUACUUCCCCUACAGCACCGACCCAUCCACUAUCUACUCCACUCUGAAUCCGCAGUAUGACAUUAAGGACAGCACAGGCACUUUACACUCUGGCCUCAGUCAAACCACCACGUACUACCCUUAUGAUCAUUCACUGGGACAGUAUCCGUAUGACAGAUAUGGGACAGUAGACUUCAGUGGUACAGCCAGGAGAAAGAAUGCAACUCGUGAAACCACCAGCACACUGAAAACAUGGUUGUAUGAGCACCGCAAGAACCCCUACCCCACCAAAGGAGAAAAGAUCAUGCUGGCUAUCAUCACCAAAAUGACCCUCACCCAAGUGUCCACCUGGUUUGCCAAUGCCAGGAGGAGGCUAAAGAAGGAGAACAAGAUGACCUGGUCACCAAAGAAUAAAGCCAGCGAUGACAGGAAGGAUGACCUUAACAAGAGCGACCAAGACUGUGUAACCAAAGAGUCUAAUGACUGCAAAGAGGAAAAAGAUCUGCAUCUGAGUGAUCUGGAGGACAUGGAUGAGGACGACUGUGACAAGCUGGACAGUGAUUGUGAAAAAGUGGUUGCAGAUGAGCAGGACCUCCAGAGGGCUAUGGCAGUAUCAGGGCCCCCACAAAAAAGAGACUGCAGCUCUGAGCUGCACAUGAGUUUAACUAACAACUUCCACACGUUUCCCUGUGCCAUUAAAAGUGUCACCACCCUCCCACCUCUCCCAUCUGACCUUCUGGAUCCUGUAGUGUCCAAGGCACCUUCACUGACCAGCCCUGCAGCAGGAACCGUGUCCCUGUCUCACUUUGAAGCAUCAGACAAACCGCGGAUUUGGUCUUUGGCUCGUACGGCGGUUUCAGGGGUCAUACUGAGUCCCCAGCAGCAUAGCUCUGAGCUGAGGACAGGUAACUCAACUGGGGAUUGCCAGCUCCAGAGUACCAGGCUUCCCGGGGCUCCUGCUAGACACUGUGGAGGCAUGAGAAGCUUCCAUGAAGCCGGCGGAGUCACAGCUGCUGAAAGCCCCCUCUACGGCACUGGCAGCUAUAGUCACAAAGGCCUCCAACUGCACUGUCCAUCCUAUGCUGCACUCCCAGACACAUGUCAAUACUCCACAAUUGAAGGAUUGUCUGGUGGUAAAGCAGAGACACGGUCCUCUGACCUCAGUGAAAACUGUGGGCUACUGCAAGAUGACAAGGUCACUGCGUUCAGACCUGUGAUGAAGAGGUGAAACAGAACGCUGGGGACUGCACCAGAUAAAUAAUGGGACAUUAAUUAUGCACUGAAGGACAUAAUGGCCGAGUAGCGGCCUCAAUGUGAUACACGGGAACUACCUGGCGCUGUUGCAAUGAGAGCGGUCAAACUGUGGACGUGACUAUCAUUUUGCACACUGUUUUUAUUAUUUUAAGACUUUAUGCAAAAAUUCUAGAUGCAAAAGUAUCAGAAUGGCCGUCUAAAAACGGCCGACUUUGUGUAUGGCAAUCGUGCAGUGAAACAAACGUAUUUAUUUCACAAUGUAUUUAUUAUUUUGUUAUGUUUGUUUAUUAGUUGAUGUGCUUAUUGGUUGAAUUUGUAUUUCCUGUGUGUGUUUUGUCACAUGUUGCGUUUUACUGUGGUUUCGUGUCAUGUUGCUCGAUGUAAGAGAGAAACGCUUGUUGGACGUACAGUAAAGUGGACUACAAACGGACUACAUCUCCCUAUGUUGCGCGUGGACCGGGACAUUUUUGUCACUGUGUCAAAAUGUGAGCUUCUUCUUUGUUUGACAUCCACGAAAUGUUUUCUAACAAUACAUUUUUACCAAUAGCUUUCGUUUUCUGUGUCAUGGUUAUUUGUAGAGCUGAACGUCCACGGACGUAUGUUUGAUCAAAGUUGAUCAUCUUGACAACAUGAAGC
Messenger RNA from Monopterus albus (swamp eel), 2425 nucleotides. RefSeq names its product iroquois homeobox 6a (gene irx6a). Gene Ontology annotation, biological process: regulation of transcription by RNA polymerase II; neuron differentiation; cell development. Lineage: Eukaryota; Metazoa; Chordata; Actinopteri; Synbranchiformes; Synbranchidae. The record is from RefSeq and is a predicted model, not a curated record. Gene Ontology annotation, cellular component: nucleus. The coding region runs from base 258 to 1763 and encodes 501 amino acids. Gene Ontology annotation, molecular function: RNA polymerase II cis-regulatory region sequence-specific DNA binding; DNA-binding transcription factor activity, RNA polymerase II-specific. The transcript is spliced from 7 exons.